Dreissena polymorpha is the source of this 1185-nucleotide messenger RNA. RefSeq lists its product as uncharacterized. Lineage: Eukaryota; Metazoa; Mollusca; Bivalvia; Myida; Dreissenidae. The transcript is spliced from 5 exons. The record is from RefSeq and is a predicted model, not a curated record. Bases 599 to 1003 code for a protein of 134 amino acids.
CCAGCACAAAUGGCAUCGGCGACGUCAUUGGCAAAACGUCAUUUUCAUUAUAUCAUAAUUUUCUGCGAAAAAUUGAUUUGCAUUUGUGCGUGAGAUAUUUGUUUACACGUGUGUUUGAUUUCGUUUGAAAGUUAAAAACUUAUGGAAUGGAUGCCGAACUUGAGGAUUUGGGAAGUAUCAUCUCAGACUACUUUGUUCGUACCCCGGCGAGUACACCCGUUUGUUCCCAGACAUUGGAGGCGAGUGACGAGAGCGACGUGGAUACUACCAGCUACGCCGACAUCUGUCAGGAUCGUGUGAGGUCUAUGGUGAGUGAAAAUAUUGAUGCGAGUGAUGACAACAAUAGCGACAACGAAGACGAUCAAAGCUAUGGUCGAUCACUAUCAGAGGAUGAAAACAACUGAACUUUCUAAUCGACGAGAACGAAACCCCUGGGAAAGAUGGCAAGAUUACGCACGGCCUAAACGCAGUGCUUUCCAUGGUAGAUUGGGCACUGGAAACAGCGUCAAAUACAUCUAGGUCGUUCAUUAUUGACGCCGAUAACUGUCCAGGACAGAAUUAAAACAGGUACGUCAUUGGAUACUUCCUGUGGCGUGUCAUGACAGGUCAGCAGGACAUCAUCGAGUUCCUGGUGCAGAUUCCCGGCCACGCGCGUUGUCACGUAGACAGCGGGUUUGCCUGUGUUAAAAAGGCUUACAGACGAAGCGACGUAGAGACAAUGGGCGAGUUGGCAGCCGUUGUGGACGGAUCGAUCAGCGCCAACGCUGCAGUUCGUUACCCAGCAUGGUGCUGGCGUAACUGGAAGUCGUUUCUAGGCGAACACUUCAAUGCGCUACCUGGCAUACGGAAAUAUCAGUACUUCCGAAUGUCGUCUGCUGACCCCGGUGUUGUCAUGGCGAAGACAUGCAGCGACGGUGAAGAGACCUCUUUGUGUUUAUUGAAGAACCCAGGUUUCCUUUUCACGAACACCGACCGUCCAGUUCAGCUGUUCGCUCCUGGAUAAUCUGUGCACAGAAUGUCGCGACUACUUGCGUGAUAACGUGCGACCUCUAUUGUCAGCUCGGGGUCAGGAAGGCUUCGCGUGUUAGACAGAAUGUGACAUGUUUACUGCUCGAACUGUGCUAAGGGUUGAUUUAACCAGUUAUUGUUAAUGUAUCAUGGAUUCUGUACGUUUGUUUGUUUAAC